Menidia menidia (Atlantic silverside) is the source of this 1536-nucleotide messenger RNA. The record is from the annotation of a GenBank genome assembly. NCBI's taxonomy places the organism in Eukaryota, Metazoa, Chordata, Actinopteri, Atheriniformes, Atherinopsidae.
GUUGGUUCCUGCCAUCAUGAUGGAAUCUCUGGAUCAGUGAAGGAGAGGACUGUCGGGCCUGGAGACAACGUCACCCUCUAUUGUCCCUGCAAAUUGACGACUGAAGAAGACAUAGUCUGGCUCAGGAAUUGUUCUCAUGAAAACCAGCCAACUCUUGUAAUAAAAAAUCUCUUCUGGGCCCAUCAACGGCCAUUUCCACAUUUUAAAUUUAUGCCGAACUCUUCUUCUAGUUCCUUCGACCUGCUGAUUACAAAUGUCACUGAUGCUAAUGAAGGCGUUUACUACUGUGGAACUAUGAAAAAAACAGAAAAAUAUAAAAAGAGUACACCAGAAGAUAUUUGCAGGUGCAGCAACAUCGCAACCAGGCUAACCAUCAGUGUUGCUUUCUGCCAUCAUGAUGGAAUCUCUGGAUCAGUGAAGGAGGUGACAGCCAGACCUGGAGAGAACAUCACCCUCUAUUGUGACUGCAAUAAGUCGACUGGGGUAUACAUAGUGUGGUUCAGGAAUUGUUCUCAUGAAAACCAGCCAACUUUUGUCCUAAACAGUCGUCUCAGCUGGUCUCAGCAAGUUCCACGAUUUAAAUUCAUCAAAAACUCUACUUCCUUUGACCUGCUGAUCACAAAUAUCACUGAUUCUGAUGAAGGGGUUUACUACUGUGGAACUACGGAGACAAAGGUGGAAAUCGGAAUCGAAAAAAUUACAUCAAGAGAUAUCUACAGGUACAGCAACAUCACAACAAGGCUCACCGUCAAGCCCAGUCCGCUUCACGUUGACGUAAAUAAGACGCAGCAGAACUGUGAUGUGGACUGGAAACUCCUCUUCUUUUUGUGCCUGUCUUUCGUUUUUAUCUCAGCUAUCUUCUCCUCUCUUCUGGGUGAAGACGUGUGUUAUGCAGCCCCGGAAAUCUGUCAGGCAUCACAGAGACCAAAGAGGAAGAGCACCGCCAAAAGUUCAGACUUCUGCACGUACUCUGCCAUCAGUGUUGGUUCCUGCCAUCAUGAUGGAAUCUCUGGAUCAGUGAAGCAGAGGACUGUCGGGCCUGGAGACAACAUCACCCUCUAUUGUGAUUGCAAUAAGUCGACGGCUGAAGGAUCCAUAGUCUGGCUCAGGAAUUGUUCGCAUGAAAACCAGCCAACUCUUGUCCUAAACAGUCUCGACUGGGCCUAUCAACAGCCAUUUCCACGUUUUAAAUUUAUGCAGAACUCUUCGUCUAAUUCCUUCAACCUGCUGAUUACAAAUGUCACUGAUGCUGAUGAAGGCGUUUACUACUGUGGAACUAUGAAAAAAACGGAAAAAAAUAAAAAGAGUACACCAGAAGAUAAUUGCAGGUACAGCAACAUCGCAACAAGGCUCACCAUCAUAUUAGAUACACAAGAUAAUGACAAACCAAGGGCCACCACAAGAAAGCCAAGAGAGGGUGAAGACGUGUGUUAUGCAGCCCUGGAAAUCCGCCAUGCAUCCCAGAGACCAAAGAGGAAGAGCACCGCCCAAAAUUCAGACUUCUGCACGUACUCUGCCAUCAAUACUUCUCGGGUG